Molecule: messenger RNA, 251 nt
Organism: Racocetra persica
Lineage: Eukaryota; Fungi; Glomeromycota; Glomeromycetes; Diversisporales; Gigasporaceae
Source: the annotation of a GenBank genome assembly
AUGCCAAAAUUUGCCCUGAUUUUCUUGUUGGUAUUAUCCAUCCUGUCAUUGGCCAAUGCUGGUCCUGUCACGUAUACUCUAUGCCAAUCAACGUGUAAUUCAGGGUGGGUAGCAUGUUACGCUGCUUCAGGAAUUAUAGGUACCAUCUGUAUACCAGGACUUGGCUCUCCUUCAGUUGUAGCAUUAUGUUACAUUGCUCAUAGUGCGUGUAUGGCAACUUGCGCUGCUUCUGCAUUAACACCUGCACCUUA